Molecule: messenger RNA, 1296 nt
Organism: Sclerotinia trifoliorum
Lineage: Eukaryota; Fungi; Ascomycota; Leotiomycetes; Helotiales; Sclerotiniaceae
Source: the annotation of a GenBank genome assembly
CGUGGCGACACACUGUCGUUGAGUGGCCAAAGACUGAACUGAAGGCAGAUCUGAAUACUCCGGUAUUCAUGGCCAUGAAUAUAUACGUAUACUACCCUCCUCCCAUUGUUAUACUCUCCUUAACUUCUGACGCACUAGACAAUUCUUCUCUACCAAACUUCUGCUGGAGUUGUUCCACGUCGCUUUAGCCUUUUGAAUCGCUUCUUAGUCAUCGCAAAUUGAGGCCAAAUUGUCCCUCCUGGCUAUUUCUUUCGGCGAAACUGAUAUCAUUAUUCUCAACAAAGUAUACAGUUCCGCCCCACUUACCGGCUCCCGUCGAAGGAAUAAUUUACCGCCACGAUUCUCCUGCUGUGUACUCGGAUUGACCUGUAUCUCUCCUCGAUAUAUUUCAACCAAAACACACGAGCGUGCGCUAAUCCAAUACUCCGUACCUUCUCGAAAAAUGCCGCCCAUUCCAGCUCAGAUCAUGUGGACCCCGGAUAUCAUUGCAACUGUGGUGUACAGAGUCACCAUGGUCUUCGUGGGUCUCAUGUAUACUUGGAGGAAGUAUCGACAACCGCUAAGAACAGAUGAUAGCAAGUACCCCCCAUCCCCUUACAUGCCAUUUCCUAACUUCUUUGUGUAUAGUGCACCGAAUCGCCGAGCUCCUUGCUGUACGAACAUCGUUGAUGGAGGCGACUUUCGAAGGAAGUCAGGACCCCACUCCCACAAAGUCGAGCGACUCGAACGAUAUCGUGCAAGCUGCUGUGCAGACGUUUGAAGCAUUGGUUUCGACAACUUUGGACACGGAUAGUGAUGGUACUCCGGAUACUCUCUCGAUCAACCUUGAGCUCGAACAAGUGCAGAGUUCAAAACCCGAUCGACGUCAAGGUGUCAACAGAUCGAGUAAAGAAAAUUAAAAUCCUUCAAAAUUUUCGACCACCAUGCGAUCUGCUAUCGCUGUUGAAUGGUUUUCGAAAGGAUAAUCACCGAAAAAACAAUCGGGAAAAAGAAAGUCAUUGAGCGAGUGACGUUGAGAGAAUGAUCCCUGAGAGAACAUUUAUUGAGAAGAUAUAUGCUAAAAGGAUGGUCGUUGAGAGGAUAGUCAGAUGUGGCAGACAAUCUCUACUGUGGUGUUUUGGAGGAUGUACAUAGCGACGUGUCAGGUUAUUUAUUAUUGGAUUGUAUCUUUUUAUUUAUUCUAUUGUAUAUUUGGAGGGUAUAUAUAGCGAUAUAUCAGAUUAUUGAUUGUUAGAUUGUAUCUUUUAAUUUAUUCUGUUGUAUUUUUGAAGGAUGCAUAUAACGAUGUGUCAGGUU